This is a messenger RNA of Arachis stenosperma, 864 nucleotides long. Its product is annotated as uroporphyrinogen decarboxylase 1, chloroplastic-like. Gene Ontology annotation, biological process: porphyrin-containing compound biosynthetic process. The transcript has 3 exons. Gene Ontology annotation, molecular function: uroporphyrinogen decarboxylase activity. NCBI's taxonomy places the organism in Eukaryota, Viridiplantae, Streptophyta, Magnoliopsida, Fabales, Fabaceae. The record is from RefSeq and is a predicted model, not a curated record. The coding region runs from base 16 to 864 and encodes 282 amino acids.
CGGCCAUCAGCAUGGAUGAUGCGCCAGGCGGGAAGGUACAUGGCUGUUUACAGAAAGCUUGCUGAGAAAUAUCCAUCCUUUCGAGAGAGGUCGAAGACAACUGAUCUCAUAGUGGAAAUUUCUUUGCAGCCUUGGAAUGCCUUUAGGCCUGAUGGAGUGAUCAUUUUCUCUGACAUCCGUACGCCUCUUCCUGCAUUUGGGGUCGAAUUCGACAUUGAAGACGUAAGGGGUCCUGUUAUUCAGUCCCCAAUACGUUCUAAGGAGGGACUAAAGGCUCUGCAUCCAAUUGACCUGGAAAAGCUCAGUUUUAUUGGAGAUUCACUCAAGAUACUGCGCAAGGAGGUUGGUGGUGAUGCUUCCGUUUUAGGUUUCAUGGGAGCACCUUGGACAAUAACAUAUAUAGUGGAAGGGGGUACAACACGCACCUAUACAACCAUUAAGAGUAUGUGCCAUACAGCACCACAUUUAUUGCGGACUCUGCUCUCUCAUUUGGCGCAAGCAAUAGCAGAUUAUGUUGUUUUCCAUGUGGAGUCUGGGGCUCACUGCAUACAAAUAUUUGAUUCAUGGGGUGGACAACUACCACCUAAUAUGUGGGAACGCUGGUCAAAUGCUUAUAUCAAAGAGAUUGUAGAUUUGGUCAAGAAAAGAUGCCCUGAGACACCGAUUUUUCUUUAUAUAAAUGGAAAUGGUGGCCUUCUUGAGCGUAUGAAAGAUACUGGAGUUGAUGUUAUUGGGCUGGACUGGACUGUGGAUAUGGCAGAUCGAAUAUCAGAUUUAAGAUUUUUUCUAGUUCUUUAUGUGGAGCAGUUGCCAUUGAAGCCAAGAGAGUCCACUCAAGCUGAGUUACCACACCAACUUUGUUGA